CCAAGCAUCUCCUGUGUGACGGAGGAGAGGGGGGACGUCACAAAAAACGCAAGAGCCAAUCAGGUAUUAGCUCUUUGGAUUUAUGCCAGGGUCUUUAGGCUUGUAUGACUUUAGUACUAGUGGCAAAAGCCAGUUUUUUCCAAAAAAAAAAGUCAGCCGAGACGACGAGAUGCCAUAUACGCCGUCUGGCUUUUUCUGCGACCGGCUGAUCCGGGAACGGGAGCGCAGGGAUGGGGAAGGGUCCCUGAACAAACCCCUGCGCUUCAACGGCCAGGACUUCAACAGCCUGAGACAGGAGUGCCUCCAGAGGAAGAGUCUUUUCGAGGAUGACUCCUUCCCGGCCACCGUGGAGUCUCUGGGCUUCAAGGAACUUGGACACAAGUCCAACAAGGUCAAGAACAUCGUCUGGAAGAGGCCCAAGGAAAUCUGCGAGAACCCUCAGUUCAUUGUUGGAGGAGCCAGUAGGACAGACAUCUGCCAGGGAGAUCUGGGUGACUGCUGGUUGCUGGCUGCCAUCGCUUGUCUCACCCUGAAUGAGAAGCUUCUGUACCGAGUGGUUCCUCAGGAGCAAAGCUUCUCUGAGGGUUAUGGAGGAAUCUUCCACUUCCAGUUCUGGCGCUAUGGCGACUGGGUGGAUGUCGUCAUUGACGACCGCAUCCCAACCUUCAACAACCAGCUGGUUUUCACUAAAUCUGCUGAGAGGAACGAGUUCUGGAGUGCCCUGCUGGAGAAGGCCUACGCUAAGCUUCACGGCUCCUACGAGGCCCUGAAGGGUGGAAACACCACCGAGGCCAUGGAGGACUUCACCGGUGGAGUCACUGAGUUCUACGAGAUGAAGGAAGCUCCCAAAGAGCUCUACAAGAUCAUGAAGAAAGCUCUGGAGAGAGGCUCGCUCAUGGGCUGCUCUAUUGAUUCACUGGUUCCUGCUCGCUUCGAGACUCGUACGGUGACUGGACUUGUGAAGGGUCAUGCCUACUCUGUGACGGCCGUGGAGGAGUGUAAACCAUCUCAGCACAAGGAAUCUAAAGUCCGCCUGGUGCGUCUCAGAAAUCCUUGGGGUCAAGUUGAAUGGAACGGUCCCUGGAGUGACAACUCUAAGGAGUGGGCCACAUUGUCUAAAUCUGAAAAAGAGAAGCUUCAGCACCAGAGCGCCGAGGAUGGAGAGUUCUGGAUGUCAUUCGAGGACUUCAAGAAGAACUACACCAAGAUCGAGAUCUGUAACUUGACCCCCGACGCCCUGGAGGACGAUAAGAUCCACAAGUGGACGGUUUCUGUGAACGAAGGCCGCUGGGUGAGAGGCUGCUCUGCUGGAGGCUGCAGGAACUACCCAGACACUUUCUGGACCAAUCCUCAGUACCGUCUUCGCCUGCUGGAAGAGGACGACGAUCCCGAGGACAACGAGGUUGGCUGCACCUUCGUGGUGGCGCUGAUGCAGAAGAACCGACGGAAAGAACGCAAGAUGGGAGCAAACCUGUUCACCAUCGGAUUCGCCAUUUACGAGGUGCCAAAGGAGAUGCAUGGAAACAAGCAGCACAUGCAGAAGGACUUCUUCCUCUUCAACUCCUCCAAGGCUCGCUGCAAGUCCUACAUCAACCUCCGCGAGGUGACGCAGCGUUUCCGCCUGAGUCCCGGCGAGUACGUCAUCGUUCCCUCCACCUACGAGCCCCACCAGGAGGGAGAGUUCAUCCUCAGAGUCUUCUCAGAAAAGAGGAACACCUCAGAGGAGAUAGAGAACAGGAUCGAGGCUGACCAUCCAGUGCCGGCUCCGGCCUCAGCGGGGGAAGAGAGCGAGGAGGACCAGCAGUUCCGGACUAUUUUUCAGGAGAUAGCCGGCGAUGAAAUGGAAAUCACAGCCAGCGAACUGAAAAACGUUCUCAACAGAGUGAUCACCAAACAUAAGGAGCUGAACACGGAGGGCUUCAGCCUGGAGAGCUGCAGGAGCAUGAUAGCUCUGAUGGACGUAUCCUUUAUGGAUGGAACAGGGAGACUCAACCUGCAGGAGUUCAGACAUCUGUGGAAUAAGAUCAAACAGUGGCAGGGAAUCUUUCAGCACUACAACGCUGACCAGUCUGGCAGCAUCAACAGCUAUGAGAUGAGGAACGCCGUCAACGAUGCAGGCUUCCGUCUCAACAAUCAGCUGUAUGACAUCAUCACCAUGCGCUACGCUAACGAGAGCAUGAACAUCGACUUCGACAGCUUCAUCAGCUGUCUGGUUCGGCUCGAAGCCAUGUUCAGGGCGUUCCAGGCCUUUGACCAGGAUGGAGACGGAACCAUCAGACUCAGUGUCCUGGAGUGGCUCCAGUUGACCAUGUACGCCUAGAAAGGCCCAUCUUCUCCCAGGUGAGCUCCACUCCACACGAGGACCAGACCUGCCAGCCUUUACCUCAAUAUUCAGUGUGCCUGACCGCUUUCAUCCACCUCACCUCACCUCCAGCCUUCACCUCCCUCAAUCCCACCAGCUCUUUCAUCUUUUCUCUCUAUCAACAGUAGGUCUCAGGCCUUUUUUGCAUUCCCUUCUCCACCUUCGUCCUCCAUCAUCAUCAGAAGUCUCCUUUCAGUAAUUAUUUUUUAUUUCAAAGACACCCAGACCGUAACACAUGCACAGUACUUUUCUCAGGCAGCAAACACACACAACAACCUCUUUUUUUUCUGUCACAAUACCUCACAGAGCCUCUCACAGAAACCCAUAUCUGUUCUAGUAUUGAUCUCCUUCAACCACCCUGUGACAUCCCUCUUCUUCUGUUAUCAGACUGGGCUUCUUUCCUGUAUUUACUCCAGUGAACUGGGCUCUCUGGUGGACAGUGAAUAAAAUUGUGAAUUACUCCCUGACCUGUUAAUAGUGCAACCGGCAUUCACUUUUUUUUUUGUCAAUAAACGAAUUCUUCUGGACUAAUCGUGGGCCUAGAAUCAGUCACAUUUCAUCGGGUUGCUAUGUCGAGUGCUCGGCCCUACAGAUAGCGCCUCCUGGUGGGCAAACUCAGGCUUCUUCAGUUCAUCUCAGCUCCCCUUCGACUCAACUGUCCAGUCUGCUCCGUCUUUCAGCUCUGCAUGUGGAUGGAUGAGAUUCAAGAACAAAAAGUGUGGAGCCGACGAGUUUUUUUUCCUCCCUAACACCGACACUCGAGGUUCAAAUGUGGAUUUGAAAGAAUACAGCUAAUGGGUUGGACUGCAGCUUUUUUGUGAUUUAUAUAUUUUUUUCCUAUUAAGGCUUUGGUCAAAUGAGUGUACUGCAUUUUUAACCAUUUCAACCAAAUAAAUAAAUGUGUAGUUAUCGGUU
Molecule: messenger RNA, 3277 nt
Organism: Amphiprion ocellaris (clown anemonefish)
Lineage: Eukaryota; Metazoa; Chordata; Actinopteri; Pomacentridae
Gene: capn3a
Product: calpain 3a, (p94)
Exons: 21
Coding region: 83-2320 (745 amino acids)
Biological process (GO): proteolysis; negative regulation of apoptotic process
Cellular component (GO): cytoplasm
Molecular function (GO): calcium ion binding; calcium-dependent cysteine-type endopeptidase activity
Source: RefSeq, a predicted model, not a curated record